GUCCAGCUUCCCCGGUGCAGCAGAACUGGCCGCGCGUGCACUGGGCUAGCCCGGGCUUGGCGGUGGCGUCGAGCAGAGACGGCAGCACCACGCCUCUGAGCUGCAGCUGGCUUUUGUGGCUUCUUUCGCUUGUCCCUUCAGAGAACGGGCUUGAGGCUCGUUCAGAAUGCAACAAAUGUGCUAGGGAGAGCGGGCGCCGCCUUAGCCAAACAGUGGCGAGAAGGAGGCACUAGGUUUUAUUUCUGUUUGUGUUGGAGCCAAGGGAGGUAGUAGGAAGAAGAAUGAAACGUUUGGGAGAAGCGACAUGGAGCUUUGUUCGCCUCGGCAGUGCUGCUGAUUCCGGCCAAGGAGCGAGCAACGCUUUCUCAGCUCAGCCAGCUCUUCUCUUCUAGUCUCCUCCCUCCGCGUUGUCUUCGCUCCCCCUCCUUUUCAGUGUGUGUGUGUGUGUGUUCAAGAUGGAGUCGCAGUGCCCUCUACAGGCGGAGAUUCGCUGCUACAGCAGUCCUCUUGUGCCUCCGAGUCUCGAGGAGAAUGGCCAUGUGAAGGUGAAUGGUGAUGCCUCGCCAGCAGCUGCGGAGGCUGGCAAGGAGGAGGUCCAAGCCAAUGGCAGUGCGCCAGCGGAAGAGUCGGUAAAGGAAGAGCAGACCCCUUCGGAGCCUGCCUCUGAGAAAGAGGCGGCGGAAGCCGAGUGCACAGAGCCAGCCUCUCCCGCUGAAGGGGAGUCCUCCUCUAAGACGGAGGAGGGCGCGACUCCUUCUUCCAGCAACGAGACCCCGAAAAAAAAAAAGAAGCGCUUUUCCUUCAAGAAGUCCUUUAAGCUAAGUGGCUUCUCCUUCAAAAAGAACAAAAAGGAGUGCGGGGAAGGUGCUGAGAACGAAGGGGCAGCCACUUCUGGGGACGGAGGGAAAGAUGAAGCUGAAGGAGCCGCUGCUCCCGAGGCAGCAAGCAACGAGGAGAGCAAACCUGCCCAGGAGGAGUCUCCUGCGGCGGCUGCUAACAGCACAGAGGAGGCCAAGGAGGAGACUGGUGGCUCGCAGGAGGCCAAAUCGGAAGAGACUGCACCAGAGCAGCCUGCAGGAGAAGAGGCCAAGCCUGCCGAAGAGCAGAAGCCGGAGGAUAAGCAGGAAGAAGCUCCAGCUGCCCCUGUGCCUAGUGCUGCCGCUGAAGCCACCUCAACUGAACAAGAGGCACCCAAAGCAGAGGAGCCAGCAGCAGCAGCUCCUACACAGGAAGCUCCAUCUGAGCCUAGUCCAGAAGCUCCACCAGCUGAGUCGGCAGAGUAAAAAAAAAAAUGGCAAUUUUGAGAUGAUUGAACUUUUCUUCCCCCCUGUUUGUUUGUUUGGAGUGGUGCCAGGUACUGGUUUUGGAGAACUUGUCUACAACCAGGGAUUGAUUUAAAAAGAUGUCUUUCUCUUUUUUGUCUCUACCCACAGAUCCCAUCUCAGAUCAUUCUGUUACCACCAUUCCAGCUGGCAGAGGAGACUAAAUGCCUCUCUGUCUUGUUCCUCUUUUUUUGCAUCAGUAUUAAUGUUUUUUGUUUUUUGUUUGCAUACUUUGCAUCUUUAUUCAAAAUGUAAACUUUUUUUCUCUGUCAAUCUAUGGACAUGCCCAUAUAUGAAGGAGGUGGAUGGGUCAAUAAGGAAUAGCAAAUGAAGUGAUAGGGGUCACAUGGGGAAUUAGUGGUGCAGAUAACUUGCCAAGAAAAUGUGCCACAAGAAAUAAGGGGUUAGUCUUUUUUAAAAAAGUUAUUACAAUGUAUUUUGUGAGGCAGAUGUUCUAUAAGGUUUACAACACUACAAGUCUUGAUUAAGAAGGAAGAAGAAAAAUUCCAAUACUCAGAUUUAAAAAAAAAAAUCAUAGUCUUAGGAAAUUCAUUUAAACCAUAGGAACUUUCACUUAUCUCAUGUUAGCUGUACCAGUCAGUGAUUAAGUAGAAAUACAAGUUGUAUAGGCUUUAUUGUUUAUUGCUGGUUUAUGACCUUAAUAAAGUGUAAUUAUGUAUUACCAGCAGGGUGUUUUUAACUGUGACUAUUGUAUAAAAACAAAUCUUGAUAUCCAGAAGCACAUUAAGUUUGCAACUUUUUCCACCCUGCCCAUUUUCCUUUUUUUUUUUUUUUGUAAAAUUGCAGUAAUCUUGGACCUUUAAACAAAAACAAAACACACACAAUUUUAAACUCAACCAAGCUGUGAUAAGUGGAAUGGUUACUGUUUAUACUGUGGUAUGUUUUUGAUGACAGCAGACGAUGCUUUCUUUUUCCAGUUGUCUUUGAGAAUAAAGAAGAAAAAACCAAUUCCAGAUGCAAUGGUUUUUGUGUAGCAUCUUGUCUAUCAUGUUUUUUUGUAAAUACUGGAGAAGCUUUGACCAAUUUGACUUAGAGAUGGAAUGUAACUUUGCUUACAAAAUUGCUAUUAAAUUCCUGCUUAAGGUGUUCUAAUUUUCUGUGAGCACACUAAAAGCGAAAAUAAAUGUGAAUAAAAUGUAGAAUUUGGCUGUGUUUCUUUUUCUGGAUAUUCCUGAUAGCUUAGUAGAUUGACUGUAUUGUCUAAAUUUGUAUAAAGGCACUUGUUUGCCACUUAACAUUACUCUCACUUUCUAAAUUAUGGAUUGUGUGGUCUUCUGGGCCCAAUAAAAGCUGUAUCUAUAGAGUUAGAUUUAAGGUCUUCUACAUGAAGAUGUGCAUUGGAUUUUAAAUGAACAACCUGUGCCACUCUAGACAUGUUGCUAAUAUGAGAUCUAGCAAAAACAGAAUUAAGAGGAACUUAACUGUUCACAACAGGCUUGCACCAGUUGACUUUAGUGGGUAUGUGUAGGCAAAGCUUUGAUCACUCUAUGGUACAUUGGAUUAUAAUCUCUUAGCUUGAGUUGACUUGACACUUUGGCUGUGGUUGUUUGGGAUGUCUUGGAUCACCACCUGAGUUUUCAAAUAUGGACAUCUGAAUUCAGGUAUCAACACAGCAAAGGUCCAAUCUUAUGUGUUUGUUCUUAAUCAUGUCAACAUCUACUUCAGUGCCUGACUUUAAGCAACCAGCCUUGGAAGUUUGGCCUAAAGUAAGCGUUUUUGUUCUACCAAAUUGUUGAGCAAUAUUUUUUGUAUAUUACUCCCAGCUAUAGGCGAGUUGACCGGGGGGGGGGGAGCUUGCUAUAUUUGUCUAUAAAAUAGUCACUUGGUGCUUGCCUUCUAACUGUUUAGGCUUUUGGGCUAAUUUCCACCAUAUUGCUCAGGGCAAAAUAUGCCUUAAUAAAAUGGUAGGCUUUUGUAAAAACAAAUGCAGAGUAGUAAUGGUGUUGGAGGGUGGAAAUUGAAUCAAGGAAGUGUUGCUCCUACAUUUAUAGGUGGAAUUUAGUGUUACACUUAACUUGCUUCCAUCAAUGUUUUCAGCAGUAACUUGCUUUGGAAGCAAUUACUCUUUAUUUUAUGAGAGAGUGGCACAUUAGCACCUUGUUCCCUAAAGAACAAAGCCUGAGCUGAAUGAAGUUCAGUGGAUUCCAUACUGAAUACAUACUCUUAUUCAGCUGUCCACAUCUUUUUUUUCCUUUUCCGGCUUGUAUAUAUACUCUGGUCACCCUGGUAUUUCUCUGUAGUGUUAGAAAUGUAUUGACUAUUAUGCUUUAAAUGGCCAUGGGAUGAAAUAAAUGGAUGUAAAAUGAGA
This is a messenger RNA of Hemicordylus capensis (graceful crag lizard), 3651 nucleotides long. It is a transcript of the gene MARCKS, whose product is annotated as myristoylated alanine rich protein kinase C substrate. Gene Ontology annotation, molecular function: calmodulin binding; actin filament binding. The coding region runs from base 456 to 1283 and encodes 275 amino acids. The record is from RefSeq and is a predicted model, not a curated record. Lineage: Eukaryota; Metazoa; Chordata; Lepidosauria; Squamata; Cordylidae. Gene Ontology annotation, biological process: actin filament organization; central nervous system development. The transcript is spliced from 2 exons. Gene Ontology annotation, cellular component: cytoplasm; plasma membrane; actin filament bundle.